This is a messenger RNA of Panicum virgatum (switchgrass), 1114 nucleotides long. Its product is annotated as F-box protein SKIP16-like. Lineage: Eukaryota; Viridiplantae; Streptophyta; Magnoliopsida; Poales; Poaceae. The record is from RefSeq and is a predicted model, not a curated record. The transcript is spliced from 5 exons. Gene Ontology annotation, molecular function: protein binding. Bases 1 to 822 code for a protein of 273 amino acids.
AUGCCGUCGCCAGCGAAACGGCGGCCAACGCUGCGCCACGCCCACGCGACGCCGUCGGCGCUGGAGAACCUGCCGCCGGUCGCCUUGGCGACAGUCAUUGCGAGGGCCGGUCCUCGCGGCGCCGCUUCGCUAGCCUGCGCCAGCAAGACUCUCCACGCUGCCGCAUCCUCCGAGAAGCGGUGGCGACGGUUCUGUACUGACGACAUUGGCAUCGAUGCUCCAGUGGACCCUGAAGGCCGCGUGCUCCCCUCCUUCAAGAUAAUAACGAUAUGCCACAAGAUGCUCCUUUUGUGGCUGGAGGAGCACCUUAGGAAACUACAGAGUGGCCUGGUCAAGGUGCAGAUUUCUAACUUCAGAAGGGACGCAAGACACAUCAGUUUGUAUCCAGAAACACCACCUACCUGUUCAACCGCAGUUACACAUGGUAUAAAGGUCCGUGCAUCUGCUGUUUUUGUUCCAGAAGAUUCUUCUGUCCACGGUGAUCCAUGCAAAUAUGUUUACUAUUACUUUAUUCGCGUAUCACUUCCUGAUGCAUGCAUUGUCGAUGGCAAGUGCUACUCUUCCUCCCAGUUUCAAUCAUGUAGCCUAAUUAUUCGUACAGGAAAUGAUGUCUUUCAUGAUGAUACAGAGUACAGUGGUCUAUUGGUAAAGGAUGCUCCAGAUGAGUUUAAGUAUGGGAAUUACAUAUUAGUGUCAAAGUUACCGGCGACCAUGGAGGGAUCUCUCAUAUUCAUUCCACUGAGGCACCACCAACCUGAUGAUAAUCAAUUUUCUGUCAAGAUUGCUCCAUUCCCUCUGCAGCUGCCAGAGUACGUCUUCUGAUGAUUCAGGCUCCCAAAACUGAUUUCUUCUGCCUAGUCCAUGUUCUAUGUAGAAUUCUGUCCAAAGUUGUUGGAUAGCAUAUGUCGUGACUGUGUUUGAAAUUCUAGCACAUGACAUGGACAUGUGUACUGUUUUUUGUUCUGAUGUUUCUCUCGAUGAUUUGUGUUCGAUGUUUGAUGAGUGGAAAAAUGCAUGUUCCAUGAGUGCCCGCAAACUUCGUGAUGUUACUAGACUUGCCAAGCACAUUUCUAUCUCACUACUACAAAAAUAAUUUGUAGUAAUAUUCUGAUUU